Caenorhabditis angaria is the source of this 1553-nucleotide messenger RNA. Lineage: Eukaryota; Metazoa; Nematoda; Chromadorea; Rhabditida; Rhabditidae. The record is from the annotation of a GenBank genome assembly.
AUGGUUCCAAAAGCCGGAUUUUCUCGCGAAGAUCUUUGCCUGGUUUGUCAAGACACAGCCACUGGAUAUCAUUACGGAGUUCCAUCUUGUAAUGGAUGCAAAACAUUUUUCCGCCGCACAAUUAUGAAACGACAAAAAUAUAUCUGCCAAAAUGAGAAUAAUUGUCCAGUUGAUAAAUCGAUUCGAUGCGCUUGCCGAUUUUGUCGAUUUGAGAAAUGUCUUCAAGUUGGAAUGAACAAAAAUGCAUUGCAACAAAGCAGAGAACCAAUUGGAUAUACGAAAAGAACAAGAAGAGUUCCAAGAAAAGUCAGUUUUGAUUCGAGUUUGAGCGAAGAAGAUAGUUCUGUUGGAACUCCAGAGAGAAUCACACCUCCAGAAUCACCGGAAGAAGUGUAUAGUUUAUCGGAUAAUUAUUUGAAAGUAUUAUCGUCGCGGGAAAAAUGUGCAAAUGAUUUGAGAUUAUCAGAGUAUUUGCCGAAAAGAAGUUUGAAAGAGGCACUUUGCUCGAAACCACUUUUGAGUGAUCCAAAUUUCAUGAACAAACACGGAUACCCAGUGAGUUGAUUUUUUCUCGAAUCACUUUUUUGAAAAUAAGAUAAAUUGUUUCUAACUCCUGAUGAAUUUCCAUUUUUCCGAAAAAAAUUGAAUGGGACCCAAGAAUUUUACAAUUUCAGAAAAAAAUAUUUUCUAAAAAAAAAACCCUAUUCCUGAAACGUAUCUGAAAACUCUUCAACCAUGCUUUUUAGAGCCUUCGUCACACAUUCAGCGAGCUUCGAUUCAUCCAACAAUCGGAUUAUCAUUAUUGGCAUGAGAGAGAUUGGUUCCUUCUCACAGAAUACGCAAAAUCCUUCGAAAUCUUCCAAUAUUUCCCAUAUGAAGAUAAAGUUCAACUUGUUCGACACGCUGGAAUAACUAUUCCAGUUUUGGUUCAAUGUUUCAAUUCACCAAAUAUGGGUCCAGAUACUGUAGUAUUUCCAGAUGGCGCAUAUUUCGAUAGAACUCAUGAGCCAAGCCGGUCAGUUGAUUUGUUUUUCCAAUUUUUGAAAUCCCCCUCCCCACACCCCCUAGAACUCAGUGUUGUGUUCAAUCGUUGUAGGCCAGCCGGACUGAACAAGAAAAAAUAUCAAAUGCUUGACUUGGUUUUGAAGCCGAUGAGAGAUAUUCAAGUUGAUCAUGUGGAAUUUGCCGCGUUCAAAGCAAUCACUUUUCUGAAUCCGGAUGCUGAAAUCAGUUUGGAAAGUAAAAGGAUUAUAACUGAUGAAAGGGUUGCAAUCACAAAACAAUUGUAUUCUUAUAUGGUUCGAAAAGAUGGAAUUGAGAUUGCCCUUGAAAGGUUUGUCUAGUGCAAAAAAAUGUUUGAAUUCAAAAUUGUUGAUAUUUUCAGAUUUAGUCGCCUGAUUUUGAUGAGUUCAUCAAUGUCAAAAAUGGCCUGCGAAUCGAAAGAAGCCGUUUGGAUCGCUGAUUUUUUCAUGAAUAUUGGAUUUUCGAAUUUCGCCAAGGAAUUAUUUUUUGGAGAAAAUGAGGAUGAAAAUGAAAUGAAGAUGUGGAGCUGA